AUCAACUCCGCGCUUUUAAACCCGAUUUCCUUCGUCGACGCUCCUAAUAUUAGCCCACGCUAUUGCUCCCGAUUCCCUUCGUCGACGUUCCCACCAUCAACCUGCACGUUAUUGCUCUCCAUACCCCUCGCGACCUGAGUCAAACGCUUCUCUCGAAGCCUGACGAACAUCCAAGGAACAAUGGGGAAACGCAAGAGUUCUAGGAAGCCAGUGGCGAAGAAGAAGAACGAGCCUCUCCCAACCCUCUUCACCUGUCUCUUCUGCAACCAUGAAAAGUCCGUGACGGUCAAGCUCGAAAAGAAGGCCGGCAUUGGCUACCUGGAAUGCAAAGUUUGUGGUCAGAGAUUCCAAUGCGGGAUCAACUAUCUCUCCGCUGCUGUAGACGUUUACAGUGAAUGGGUAGAUGCAGCAGAUGCCGUCGCCCAGGAAGCCGCAACACAGUCAGCUCCUAGCAGGUUACCUAGUGGACGAGCCAUGACCUCGAGCCGGAGAAUAGAAGAGGACGAUGAUGACAGAGGAUACGAAGGGGAGGGCAUUGUGGCUGAUGAUGAAUACGAUUGAUCUAUCACUGGCGGGGUUCGGUUUCAACUUCACCUUCACUAGGUUUCGCGUUCGCUGGGGCGUUGAAGGCAUUGAAAUAAAAUAUUGGCGGGCACUGGCGGUUUCAGUCAUAACAGAGGUCUGCGAGGGUCUCAGGGGACACUAUUUGACAUUGGGGGGUAUUUGACGUUUCCAUUACUCUCAUGCAGAGACGGCUGGACUCUGGGAACGCUAAGCUUCACCGGGUAUAAUAUCUAUCCCCAAAAUCACCCAAACCGGGUA
Canariomyces notabilis is the source of this 822-nucleotide messenger RNA. RefSeq names its product transcription elongation factor. The record is from RefSeq and is a predicted model, not a curated record. The transcript has 4 exons. Gene Ontology annotation, cellular component: transcription elongation factor complex. The coding region runs from base 181 to 561 and encodes 126 amino acids. Gene Ontology annotation, biological process: transcription elongation by RNA polymerase II. Gene Ontology annotation, molecular function: RNA polymerase II complex binding. NCBI's taxonomy places the organism in Eukaryota, Fungi, Ascomycota, Sordariomycetes, Sordariales, Chaetomiaceae.